Didymodactylos carnosus is the source of this 1425-nucleotide messenger RNA. Lineage: Eukaryota; Metazoa; Rotifera; Eurotatoria; Philodinida; Philodinidae. The record is from the annotation of a GenBank genome assembly.
UUCAUUAUCAGAGCUUUCAGAGUUGCCAGAGCCACUUUAGAGUUUAAUGGAUGGUGAUCAUCCUAAGUCGAAAGAGUUCCUUGGCAUGAUCCGUAAAUACAACAGCAGCUUUCAAAUGACGUCAUUUGGGACAUCUGUGCCGAUGCCACAGUCAACCGGAUUCAUGCCGACGUUCAAAAUUCAAGGACAGGUGUAUCAUAAGGCUGGCUCACUCAUGCCACUGCCAAAUGAGGAAUCGAAGUUCUUCCAAAUCUACUUUCUUGGCGAUGAAGAAGCUGAAGUUCAACGUCGUUGCAGUGUGAUAACUGGCACCAGCAAAAGUUUGAUUAAAUCUCUGCAAAAGAUGCUGCAUGAACACAAUAACUACGUCAAACAAUUAAAAAUGGCACUAGACGAUAAUCCGAGUGAGGACAUGUAGAUUGUAAUUAAAGCGGACAAAAAACCAGUUGCAAGUCAUGCACGUGUCUUCAAUGCUCCAAUAGUUAACGAAGUUGCCAUCAUUAUCGCUGGAAAUGAAUUUGAGAAGCGUGAUAUUGUUCUGAUGAUGCGCACCAAUCAACUUAAGAAUAUCUCCGAGACACACAUAUCGUAUGAUGCAUUGCAAUAUCCAUUAAUGUUUCCACAUGGUGAAGAUGGAUAUGCCAUCAACAUUAAUCAAGUGCAGCCUGGUACAUCAAAUCGUGUGAGCAAAAUGGUGUCGGCAAUGGAUUUUUACGCUAAUCGUUUGAUGGUGGCAUUCAAUUCGGACUCUCAAAAGUUUCGUAAUGAAAUAACACAAAUAAAAUCAUUAGCAGAAUUGAUAGAAACAGAUAGAAUGUUGUCAGCUGUUGAUCAGGCUUCUAAUCAGGCUUCUAAUCAUGGUCUGCUUACGGCUGCUAUCAGUUCAUUGUUAGGUUAUACGACAAUUAACGAGUCAAAGGUUUCCACUGCUUCUAACAAACCAGCAGCAGCAGCAAUCAAUCUCUUGACAAUUUAUCCAUCUUGUGUGCCAUCAGUUAACGGACAAACUUAUCGUAAUUGUUCACAAAUAUUUAUUGAAGUACUAAACAAGGCAAAGAAAAUUGCAUUGGAUGUUGAACCAACUGAUACAAUUUUGGAUAUUAAAAAACAAUUACUUACAAAACUUAAUUUACCAUCGUUGAAACGACAAAGAUUAUCAUAUCUCAAUAAACGUUUAUUUGAUCAUCUAACACUUUUUGAUUAUCAAAUUCGUACACAUAGUGAACUGCAGUUGUAUUUGAACCAGACGGAUAGCAUACAACUUUUUAUAAAAACACUAACAGGAAAAACAAUAACAAUAGAAGUAAAUUCGCACUCACCAAUUGAGAAUGUUAGAGUUGAAAUUGAAAAAAGUGAAGGCAUUCCUCCAAAUUCACAACGACUGAUAUUUGGCAAACAACAGCUUGAAGAUGGACGAACACUGUC